GCCACUUCCUGCCUGAGGUGCGCUGCGACCAUGGAGGCCGAGCCUCCUCCUCUGGAAGAGCGGCGUCGGCUCCAGGAGGAGCUGAGCGAGUUCGUGGAGAGCUGCUGCCGGACGCUGGAGGAGGUGACGGCGUCCCUGGGAUGGAGCCUGGAUCAGCUGGACCCCGGGGACGAGGCGGAGGCCGAGGAUGAAAUCGCCAUAUGUCCUUAUGAUUCCAAUCAUCGCAUGCCCAAAUCAUCACUAACAAAGCACAUGGAAUCUUGCAGAUUGAGGAAACUGGGAUAUACCAAAGAAGAAGAGAAUGAAAUGUACAAUCCUACUUUUUUCUAUGAAAAUUUGAAGAUUCCUUCAGUUACUUUGAAUAAGGAUUCACAGUUCCAGAUAAUUAAACAAGCUAGGACUCCAGCUGGGAAAGAUGGUGAUGGUUAUAGCCAGAGAAUGUAUUCUUCAGUGCCUGUUGAAGUUCCUCUGAAUCACAAACGAUCUGUUUGUGACCUCACACAAGCGGAUCGCCUUGCCCUGUAUGAUUUUGUCAUUGAAGAGACAAAGAAAAAGCGCUCUGGUCCUCAAGUCAUUGAAAAUGACAGCGACCUGUUUGUAGACUUGGCUGCUAAAGUCAAUCAAGAUAAUAGCCGAAAAAGUCCAAAAUCUUACCUGGAAAUCCUGGCAGAAGUGAGAGAUUAUAAAAGAAGACGCCAGUCGUAUAGAGCUAAGAAUGUUCAUAUAACCAAAAAAUCAUAUACUGAGGUAAUUCGGGAUGUGAUAAAGGUGCACAUGGAAGAGCUCAGUAACCACUGGCAAGAGGAGCAAGGAAGAGCAGAAGAUGGUGCUGAGAGGAAUGAAGAAAGGCGGUCAGCUUCAGUAGAUUCACGACAGUCUGGUGGAAGUUAUUUGGAUGUUGAAAGUUCACGACAUAGAAGGGCUCGGAGUAGGAGCCCACACAAACGAAAAAGAAAUAAAGAUAAAAGUUCUGAGUCAAGAAGAAGGAAAGAGAGGGAUGGAGAAAGACAUCAUAGUCAUAAAAGAAGAAAGCAAAAAAUAUAAACAGACUGUAAAUGCAUUAAUUAUGCUUAUGGAAUAAAUAUGCUGAUAUUUUAAUUAUAA
Messenger RNA from Mus pahari (shrew mouse), 1104 nucleotides. RefSeq names its product small nuclear ribonucleoprotein U11/U12 subunit 48 (gene Snrnp48). The record is from RefSeq and is a predicted model, not a curated record. NCBI's taxonomy places the organism in Eukaryota, Metazoa, Chordata, Mammalia, Rodentia, Muridae. The transcript is spliced from 9 exons. Bases 31 to 1044 code for a protein of 337 amino acids. Gene Ontology annotation, cellular component: nucleoplasm; cytosol; U12-type spliceosomal complex.